AUGAAGAAAAUUUUUGAUGAUCCUAUUAUUCAAGAUAUUUUCUGCGAUUACUUGGAUCAUGGAGACCAGAUUGUUAUAUGUCAGAUUUGUCAUGCAAAAUUAUGGAAAGCUGAAUCGAUUAGAGGGCAGAAAAAAGGCAAUACAUCUUAUUCCCUAUGUUGCGGUUACGGCAAAGUUGAGCUACCAUCCUUAAAAGAGGCACCGCCAUCAUACCAAAAUCUUGGACGAACGACCACUUCUACAUCAACUUCAAGAUCAUAUGAUCUCCAGAUUAUAGAAUUUCUGAAGGAUAUGUUAGAUUCAAACAAUGCGUUGGUCAAGUCUUAUAGGAUGUAUCCAUUACUAUUUCCAUAUGGCGAUGAUGGUUACAGAGUUGACAUUCUUCACAGAGGUAUUUCAUCUUCAAGUAAUAGCAAGCGCCCGACCUGUACAAUGAGAGAAUUUUUCGCUUACAGAAUUCAAGACAUGGAUCAAUCGUUCUCACUAAUUCUUAAUGCAAAAAGGUUGUUCCAACAAUUUUUGGUUGAUGGUUAUACCAUGAUUGAAAGCGAGAGACUAUUUUUCAUACGUAACCAACAAAAAAUUCUCAGAUGUGAAUCUUAUGAGAAUUUGCGUAAUCAACAAGCACUUGGGAGUACAGAUAUUUCUAACGUCGGGCAACGUGUGAUCUUACCUUCUUCAUUUACCGGUGGUGCACGCUAUAUGAUGCAAAACUAUUUGGAUGCCAUGUCGCUCUGUAAAUGGUUUGGAUAUCCUGAUUUUUUCAUAACUUUUACAUGUAAUCCAAAAUGGCCAGAAGUUCAAAGGUUUCUUAAGGACACUUCACUUCAUCCAGAAGAUAGACCGGAUAUAUUAUGUAGGUUGUUUAAGAUCAAGUUGGAUGCAUUUAUUAAAGAUUUAAGGGAAAAUGAAGUUUUCGGCAAGGUUCAAGCAGUGGUUUAUACAAUUGAAUUUCAAAAAAGAGGUUUGCCUCAUAGUCAUAUAUGUCUAUUUAUGCAUGCUGACUGCAAGCUUCCUACAGUUGAAUAUAUCGAUCCCAUUGUUUCUGCUGAGAUUCCAAAUAUCGAUGAUGAUCCAGAAUUGUAUUCACUUGUCAAGGAGUUCAUGAUUCACAGUCCAUGUGGAGCUGAAAAUUUGAAUUGCCCAUGCAUGCUUGACAGAAAGUGUUCUAAAAACUUUCCAAAGCAAUUUUGUAAUCAUACUUCAGUUGAUUCAAAUGGUUUUCCCUUAUAUAGGAGAAGAGAUGAUGGGCAUUUUGUUGAAAAAUCUGGUGUUCAGUUAGAUAACAGAAAUGUUGUUCCAUACAACAAAUAUCUGUUGAAAAGAUAUCAGGCACACAUUAAUGUUUAA
Lactuca virosa is the source of this 1350-nucleotide messenger RNA. Lineage: Eukaryota; Viridiplantae; Streptophyta; Magnoliopsida; Asterales; Asteraceae. The record is from the annotation of a GenBank genome assembly.